AUGUUUGACGGCACAAAAGGCUGUUCUUCCAUUAACUACGCGGACUCGCUCGUGACGGUCUGUAGUACCGACAGCUACCAAUCCAUCUGCUUAGAUGAUAACAACGGGAACGUCAAAUGCAACAUGACGCUUGGCAGCACAUUCUCCAUAGAUGGGGAUCUUCCUCAUUUCUUCUUAUCCUACGGUACCAUUGCAUGGAUCAGUAACGUCAUUGGGUGCUACAUCUGGUUCUGCGUUAUGUCCGGCAAUGCGCCCAUUAAUCCAACCCGAAAGAUCAAGCACAAAACGCUCGUCUGCUUGGGAGGCUUCGCAUACGCUAUAUACCUGGUGGCAGUUGCCGCCGUCAAAGUCCCUAAGAUGAAGGACCGAAACCUCAAGCUCAUUGCCAUCGGACACGUUGUUGCUACAGUCAUCAUCCAAGGGGCCAUUCUUUGUAUGAUGAAGAGCAAUGCUAUGGACGUUACAGAGAAGACGAAGAUCAAGAGCGAAGAUCAACCCAUCAAAGAGAAACCCGACACGACUGUACCGACCGACGCAAUGGACAGUGUUAACCCCCGUCCCUCGACAGAGUCCACGCGGUCGAGCACCUCAACGAGUACAGCGGUAUCAACGUCAGAAAAGCCCGGUUUCCUGAAAAGCUUUACCAGCAAGAUCCCAGGAGUACAGACUGCUGAAGAAGUUUCCGCAACUGAGACCACUGGUGCAGGAAUUCCGAAGAAAGAGGAGACAGUAGCAGAGGGACUUGCGAGUAUGUUGAUGGGCCUGGCAUUCUUGUCUCCCGGCCACUUGAUGAUGUUGUGGGGCACAAUACGCCUUGCGAAAUGCAUCUUUGUAGACCGAGAGAACCAUGACACGAGACAACAGCGCGAAACCAGAGACAGCCUCAUUCUUUUUGGUAUUGUCUACGGAUUGGUUCUCAUCAUCAACAUUGCCUGCAUCCUCAACUUAUUUUCUCAGGGUGCCGCGAAGUCUCAGGACGAAGAGAGCGUCAAUAACGAGGAAAGGGAGAAAAGGCGCGCCGCAGAAGCAAAGAAAGUGAGAGAAACAGCGUUGUUCGCUGUAGGAAUACUGGCUGGGCUUGUAACCGAUUGGUGUCGAUAUUUUGUGCUUGCUGCGGCGGCGAAGGAUACACACGGGCUUAUGCAUCUUGUGGAUGUUUCAAAUCUCAGCCUAGCGACUUUGAUUCUGUCGAAGUUGUUCGUACUGGCCUGUUAG
This is a messenger RNA of Colletotrichum lupini, 1215 nucleotides long. RefSeq lists its product as uncharacterized. The transcript has a single exon. The record is from RefSeq and is a predicted model, not a curated record. The coding region runs from base 1 to 1215 and encodes 404 amino acids. Lineage: Eukaryota; Fungi; Ascomycota; Sordariomycetes; Glomerellales; Glomerellaceae.